AUGUUAGAGCGUGUAUUUGGGGAGCUGGACAGGGAUGUUCAGUAUGAGCUCACGGAUGAUGCGAAGGAGCUCCUUCACGUGGUGUGGGAUGCCCAGGUAUUAGCGUUUGCUAACUCUGGGAACUUUAGGGCGCGAGUGCAAGAUACAGGCCUGGUCGACCAGGCACGGUAUUGGAGAGGCCUGGGGCGCAACAGGUCUGGUCGACCAAGCACGGUAUUGGAGAGGCCUGGGGCGCAACAGGCCCGGUCGACCAGGCACGGUAUUGAAGAGGCCUGA
This is a messenger RNA of Sphaeroforma arctica JP610, 276 nucleotides long. RefSeq lists its product as hypothetical. NCBI's taxonomy places the organism in Eukaryota, Ichthyosporea, Ichthyophonida. The transcript has 2 exons. Bases 1 to 276 code for a protein of 91 amino acids. The record is from RefSeq and is a predicted model, not a curated record.